Molecule: messenger RNA, 1762 nt
Organism: Medicago truncatula (barrel medic)
Lineage: Eukaryota; Viridiplantae; Streptophyta; Magnoliopsida; Fabales; Fabaceae
Product: soyasaponin III rhamnosyltransferase
Exons: 1
Coding region: 96-1514 (472 amino acids)
Molecular function (GO): UDP-glucosyltransferase activity
Source: RefSeq, a predicted model, not a curated record
UACUAUAUCUUCAACUCUUGCAUACUCUUCCUAAUCAUAUCUUCAACUUUUACAUAUUCUUUCUACUCAUACAUACCAAACAAAUCCAAGUCUCCAUGGGUUCAAUUGCUAAUGAAGAUAGCAACAAACCUCUUCAUAUUGUAAUGCUCCCAUGGCUGGCUAUGGGACACAUAUACCCUUACUUUGAAGUAGCCAAAAUUCUAGCUUCAAAGGGUCACACUGUCACCUUCAUCAACUCCCCUAAAAACAUUGACCAAAUGCCAAAAACACCCAAAACCAUUGAACCAUUCAUUAAAUUGGUAAGAUUGCCUUUACCACACAUAGAGCAACUCCCACCAGGCGCAGAAAACACUAUGGACAUUCAACCAAACAUGAACCGUUUCCUUAAGCAAGCCUAUGAAGGUCUUCAAGAUGAUGUUACUGAGAUUCUCAAAACAUCAAAACCUGAUUGGGUUUUCUAUGAUUUUGCAAGUGGUUGGUUGGCACCAAUAGCUAAAAGCCUCAACAUAGCUGCUGCUCAUUACAACAUAACACCAGCUUGGAACAAAUGUUUCUUUGAUCCACCAAAGGAUCAAGUCAAAACAAAUUUCAAACUUGAAGACAUGUGUGGCCCACCAAAAUGGGUUCCUUUUCAAACAACCAUUCAUCUCAAACCUUAUGAGAUUAUUCGAGCUUUUACAGCUCUUAGAAAUGAAUCAGGUGGAAUAGCUGGUUUUGAUCUCAACAAAGCUUAUUCGAGUUGUGAUCUUUUUCUUCUCAGAACCUCAAGAGAACUUGAAGGUGAAUGGUUGGAUUAUAUCUCUGAACAGUACAAGGUUCCUGUCGUUCCUGUUGGGUUGCUUCCACCAUCUAUGCAGAUAAGAGACGAUGAAGAGGAAGAGAACAAUCCUGAUUGGGUGAAAAUCAAAGGGUGGUUGGAUUCAAGAGAAUCAUCUUCUGUUGUUUACAUUGGAUUUGGGAGUGAGUUGAAGUUGAGUCAGAAUGAUUUAACUGAGUUGGCUCAUGGAAUUGAGCUUUCUGGGUUGUCUUUCUUUUGGGCUUUGAAGAAUCUGAAAGAGGGUACACUUGAAUUACCUGAAGGAUUUGAGGAAAGAACGAAAGAACGCGGAAUUGUUUGGAAGACAUGGGCACCUCAGCUUAAAAUCUUAGCUCAUGGAGCAAUUGGUGGAUGUAUGAGUCACUGUGGUUCUGGUUCUGUUAUUGAGAAGGUUCAUUUCGGCCAUGUUCUUGUGACACUGCCUUAUUUGCUUGACCAAUGUUUGUUUUCAAGGGCAUUGGUGGAAAAGGGAGUGGCUGUUGAGGUACCAAGGAGUGAGGAAGAUGGGUCUUUUACUAGGGACUCUGUGGCUCACUCAUUGAGGUUGGCAAUUGUGGAUGAGGAAGGAAGUAGUUUCAGGAACAAUGCUAAAGAGUUGGGGAAAGUUUUCAGUUCAAAAGAUAUUCAUAAUCAAUAUAUUGAUGAUCUCAUUGCUGCUCUUUACAAGUAUAGGAAUCCUUCCAAUUCCAACAACUAGGUAGACUGAGUUCAUAUCAUGUGUUUCCCUUUGUUAUUGUGAUUUUUGUUUUACAAUAAAGGUUUAUUAGGUUCCCCCUUUUCAAUUUUGUAACAAAAAUGUUGGUUGACCAUCUCUAUAUACGGCACUGUGGUUUACAAAAAAAUGUAUCUCUAGUCAUUCUUCUCCUAAUUUCUAUGUUGGUGAAAUGGCCUGAGAGGAUUGUAUUUGAUGAUCAAGUAUAAACUUUUGCAAUUGCAUAUCUCAAA